AACAUCGCUCAUUAUCACCCAGGUCCAUCGAUAUCAUUGGACUCCGAAGUCGCUCGCUUCAAUACCACGUCGCCGCCGUAGAGAUUGGGGCUAUUGAUUUACGCGUCACACACGGCAAUAAUCACAUACGGCAACAAUCCAAAGACUUGAAAGAAGGCAUCAAUCUCUAAGCUCAUCAGAAAGGAGACAAUAGACCGCAACAAUGAAGUCGGCAAACCCAGACGUCCAGCACUUCCUGUCCAUCCCCUGGUGCGCGGCGCACCUCAAUGAACCAGACACGGUCCGCGACACGGCGCCCUCACGGUUUCCCAAACAAAAUACAGAGGACCAGCUGUUUUCGACGACGCUGAACACGGCGGAUACGAUUGCCGCGUACCUGACGUUUUACAAGCGGCCGUCUUCGUCGUCAUCAGUUCCCACAUCUUCACCCACCGUAAACAUACCAAAGGACGACGACGCCGGCCCCACCAUCAUCCGUCAACUCAAAGCCCUCCUCACGCUGCGCAGCGGGGUGAACGGGUACCCGGACGUCUCGCACGGGGGCAUCGUCGCCACGAUUCUGGAUGAGACGAUUGGGCUCGUGUUUCCAGUUAACAAGAGUAACGGGUUAAUCCCCGACGCGGCGUACAUGACGGCGUAUCUCAACGUUACCUACGUGAAGCCCGUGAGGACGCCGCAGACGGUGUUGUGUGUCGUUGAGGUUACGAGGGUUGUUGGAAGGAAGUGGUGGAUCGAUGCGAGGAUUGAGGAUGAGGGGGGCGUGGUGCUGGCGAGGGCGGAGAGUUUGUAUGUGAGGUUGGUUGAGAAGCUUUGAGGGGAUGGGUAUGGAUGAGAGUGUUGGUGUAUGAAGUUUGAUAUGAGGGGGACUUGCUUGCUUUUGGCCAGGUUGUUGUGAUUGGGAUGAAUGGGGGCGUGUGUGCUGUCAUGAUAGAGGUGGACGUUGACUACACAACCGCGAGUUUAUAGAAACUUUGCUUCGACAGCGCAGCAUCGCAGUAGAGCUCGCGAGAUUAGAAGCAUACAAACAAACCUUUACACAAUUAAGGAUCAUCCUUUUUUGUGGAAAAGUUAGAUCACGUACCGUGGCUGGCAUGAAGGGGAAGGCACGUCGCUCGGUUCUUCGAUUUUUGGCUACCUACCCAAGACACAAUUUCGUCAGACAAAUGAUCAGAGCAGUGUAGUCACACAAGUGGCUCCAAGUAUCUGCAUACCGAUCUGGCCGCCGAACGGUAUGUGGAUGGAG
This is a messenger RNA of Colletotrichum acutatum, 1243 nucleotides long. RefSeq names its product thioesterase superfamily protein. The coding region runs from base 203 to 814 and encodes 203 amino acids. The transcript has a single exon. The record is from RefSeq and is a predicted model, not a curated record. Lineage: Eukaryota; Fungi; Ascomycota; Sordariomycetes; Glomerellales; Glomerellaceae.